Messenger RNA from Penicillium crustosum, 1143 nucleotides. RefSeq names its product Short-chain dehydrogenase/reductase SDR. Bases 1 to 1143 code for a protein of 380 amino acids. Gene Ontology annotation, cellular component: peroxisome. The record is from RefSeq and is a predicted model, not a curated record. NCBI's taxonomy places the organism in Eukaryota, Fungi, Ascomycota, Eurotiomycetes, Eurotiales, Aspergillaceae. The transcript has a single exon.
AUGGCCCCUGAGCCUUCCACCAAGGGUCUGUUUGAGUGUGGUAGCGGUUGGUUCGGCCGCACCCGCUGGCAGCGCACUGGCGGCCACGGCUUCCCCGUGGACGUCAAGCUGACCCCCGAGGAGGUGGUUCGUAACUGGGCACAAAUCACCAACUUCGAUGACGGUCGCGCUGAUCACCCCGAGGACGGCCAGGCCGGCGUGGAGAAGAUCAUGGCUAACAUGUCUAACCGCGUGCACGGCGAUACUUCUAGCGAGAACGAGAUCCUGAAGAACAUCGAGAAGGCCAAGGCCCUUUCGAGCGAGGGUACUCCCUUCAACUACGAGGACCGCGAUGUGAUCCUGUACAACCUCAGUUUGGGCGCCAAGCGCACCGACUUGCCUCUGGUCUAUGAGAACAACGACCAGUUCCAGGCCCUUCCCUCGUAUGGUGUUAUCCCCUGGUUCAACACCGUUACUCCCUGGAACAUGGACGAAUUGGUGAAGGACUUCUCCCCCAUGAUGCUGCUUCACGGCGAGCAGUACAUGGAGGUUCGCAAGUUCCCCAUCCCCACUACCGCCAAUACCCUGACCUAUCCCAAGCUUAUUGACGUUAUCGACAAGGGCAACGCAGCCAUCGUCAUCGCCGGGUACACAACGAAGGAUGCCAAGACCGGCGAGGAUUUGUUCUAUAACGAGUCCAGCGUCUUUAUCCGCGGCAGUGGCGGCUUCGGAGGCUCUUCCAAGCCCACUGCUGUGCGCGCCAAGGCUGCCACUGCUGCGUACAAGGCGCCGCAGCGCCAGCCCGAUGCCGUGGUUGAGGAGAAGACCUCUGAGGACCAGGCAGCGCUGUACCGCCUGAACGGUGACCGCAACCCGCUCCACAUCGACCCUGAGUUCAGCAAGGUCGGCGGCUUCAAGACCCCCAUCCUGCACGGUCUGUGCUCGCUCGGUGUGUCGUCCAAGGCUGUCUUCUCUAAGUUCGGUCCGUACAAGAACCUCAAGGUUCGCUUCGCGGGUGUCGUCUUGCCUGGCCAGACCCUUAAGACUGAGAUGUGGAAGGAGGGCAACACCGUCCUGUUCCAGGCCACCGUUGUUGAGACUGGCAAGCCUGCCAUCACUGGCGCCGGUGCGGAGCUCCUGGAGGGCGCUAAGGCCAAGCUGUAA